AUGAGCAUGAGCGGAAAGGUCAAGACGCUGUCUCCAGUCCCACACGCGCGCGACAGACUUGUCCAUAUCACCUUCAGCAACAACCUCGGUGAACGAUACAGAGUCGCUGCUUUUCAUGGACAAACUUUGUAUGAAGCUGCCGUCAAGCACAAAGUGCAACUGGGCGAUCUUCUUACGUGCCAUGUCAUUCUCUCACCCGAUACAUACAAUGCUUAUCCCAAGCCGCUAUCUGAGGAGUUGGAAAUCUUGGAAGGUUUUCCAGAGCGGACACCAACUUCAAGGAUGGCCUCAUUUAUUCAGUUAGAUUCUAGCUUGCCAGAGCCUGUCGUUGCUCUUGGCAAGUUUCAAGAGACAGACAUUCCUUGA
Molecule: messenger RNA, 366 nt
Organism: Guillardia theta CCMP2712
Lineage: Eukaryota; Cryptophyceae; Pyrenomonadales; Geminigeraceae
Exons: 2
Coding region: 1-366 (121 amino acids)
Molecular function (GO): iron-sulfur cluster binding
Source: RefSeq, a predicted model, not a curated record